This is a messenger RNA of Panicum hallii, 3630 nucleotides long. RefSeq names its product zinc finger CCCH domain-containing protein 13-like. The record is from RefSeq and is a predicted model, not a curated record. Bases 1823 to 3484 code for a protein of 553 amino acids. The transcript has 4 exons. Lineage: Eukaryota; Viridiplantae; Streptophyta; Magnoliopsida; Poales; Poaceae.
UCGUUUCCUCCCUCCUUUCCCGCGCGUGCCCGCGUGCAGUGUCACCUUUGCCCAUGGCUGGGUCCCCAAGCUUUGCUUCGAUGGCGGAGAAUACGCCGUGCCACAACAGUGCAAGCAGCAGCCGCGAGUCGAACCGGGCGACAGGCAGCAGUCACUCCUCGAGUUCCGCUAGGAGCGGGUGGGCGGCGCCCGCCCCGCCGCCGUCGGACCACCACACCGCGGCCGCAAGCCGCGCUACGGUCUCGCGAUUGAUUCACGCCUAGAUCUCGUCGACGAUCGGACCCCGUUGUUCCCCUCCUCCUCGGCUCCGCUGCUCGGACUCGAGCAAUGCCGUCCCCGAAUCGUGCCACCGGCCCGGAUCCGUGCUACCCCAGCCGGCGCGCGACCUCUUGAAGCUCUACCAACCCAUCCCGCCGAUACCUCACCAAGCUCCCUCGCCGUCCAUGCACCUCCGUCCUCCAAGCGCGGAGAUUUCUUGGAGCCCGAGCUCGGCACAUCAGAGCCUCCUCGGGCACCAUCUCCUCGCGGCGAUUUGGGGGAGGUCGAGCCCGCCCCGAGCAGAUCCAAUCCGGCGCAGGCCUGGCUCCCUUGCUCCCUCCGUUGGGCGGCUGUGGACGACAAGAAUGGGGAACGGCUAUGCGGCGGCGUGGAGGGAAGCGCGGUGGCGAAGAGUUGCGAUGAAGGGGAUGCAAGGAGCAGGCUGAAAGAAAGAGGGAGUAAAAGAAAAAAAGAAAAAGAAAAAGAAAAGAAAGGUCACUUAUGGAGAGUUGGAGUUGCUCUUAAACAGGUCACAGACGGAAUUGCCAACAAGUAACGGGUGGGCGCAGCCGCAGCCCGACACCUGUCGCCGGAGUGGGAGCCGGCACACGUCUCCGCAAACGUCGCCGCCUGCCAUCACAGUCACUGGUACCGGACUUGCGGUGCGGGGAGGGAAGCAGAAGCAAACCAACCGGCCAGCACAGAGCUCCGACCGCAGCAGAGGCAGCACAGCCAGCCCGAUUCUUCCUCGCGGAGCUCCCACACCGACUAGAACGAGCCACCCGCUUACCUCCCCGCGACCGGCGGGCCGAGCGCGCCGCCGCGGGGGCCACGCCGUUGCCCGAUCUGCUCGCGCGGGGACCUGUUGCCGUUUUCGUUUUGCUCGGAGCGCCCGAUUUCAGGGGUGGGGAGCAAGCAUCCCGGGGUUUGGAUUCCGGCUCCUCGCCGAAUCGGGGCCUGUAGCGUCAGUUUGAUCCGAGAUCGGGAGGAGGAACUGCCGCGGAAGACUCCGGCUCCCUGCUACUUUCUGGAAGCUUCUGCGGUGUACGGCUCCAGGCGGCUGGGGUUGUGCUGCGGCUCCGCGUUGAUGCGCUGCGUCUCCGGCGCCGCUGCUGCGGUCGGCGGGGUCGGAGUCUACGGCGAGGCUGGUGGUUCCGGUUGGGGCGCGGGGCCAGGGAAGUCGUUCCACCUGCUGUGGGUGUGGGUGGGGAUCGGCGGCGGGGAGUGAGCGGAUGGAAGAGGACUGCACUUACUGCUCUUGACUGAUAGCACGUGGACCUUGUACCACAGCACUUGCUAGGGAUUUGGAUUUUGGACUCGAUUCGGGAGUUGGGUAAUUGGAUCGCUGCAGGGAUAGAUACAGGAUUUGAUUCGAGUAUUUGGGUAUUGUUCUGUGUCACAGCCUGAAGAGUGGUGUGGUACUGUGGCGCACUGGUUUUGCCGGAGUCGUCACCAACUGGGAUAUGGUGGAUGAGAGGGAAUUCGGGUACCGAUCUGGAGAACUGCAGGUUAAGCUGCUGUAUUUGGGAUUCAGUCUUGUGGUUAAUUUACAAGGUGUGGCACGAUGUCGCGGUGCUUCCCGUUCCCACCGCCAGGGUAUGAAGCAACGCCAAGGAGGGAGAAGCAGCAAAAGGAUCUGCUAAAAAAGGAAAAGCACAAGGAGAAGAAGCACAGAAAGGAAAAGGACAGGGGAAAAGGAGAAAGAAAGGAAACGGAUAGAGAUCAUAGGAAAGAUAAGCACGACAAGAAACACAAAAGAAAGAAGCGCAGAGACAGGAGAAAUAAUGAGGACAGAGACAAAGACAAAAAACAAUGCAUGGGGCAGGACACUCAGAAGAAUUAUAAACAUGGCAAUAGAAAACCGGAAGAAAGAGGGCAGAAUGAAGCAGUCAAAGAUAUUAAACCAACAGAUAAGUUGAUUACCCAAAAUUUUGGUCAAGAAGGUUCUGAAGAGAAAGAAAGGGAUUCGCUUGGUAGAGUGGUUAAGAAAUCUGAAGAAGCAACACAGUGCAAUCAUGAGAUGGUACAAAAGAGUGAGAGUAUUGUGCGUGCUAAUAAAAAGGGAAUGGCCAGGGGUGUUGAUUCUAAAACUAAAAUAAAGAAUGGGAAGAGCCUUCAAGUUGGAUCAGCUGAAAUGCAUUUCAGAAGAAAGCACAGUUGUAAUGGAGUGGACAUAUGGCAGGAUAAACACAGCUGUAAUGGAGUGGACGUACAGCAGGAUAAUUCUAAUGCACGACGAAGCUCUGAAGAUGUACAUACUGCUAGGCCAUUUGUAUUAGGUUCAGGGAGAGAAGCAAAUGGCAGAAUUACACUAAGCCCAAAUAGAUUGCAGAGGGCAGAAGAAAUGGAACCUGAUCCAGAGAUUUCUGUCCAUUCCACAAAAGGGAAAAAUGAUAGAAUUAACACCAAAGGUGGUAUGAUGGGCAAGGAAAAUCGAAGUGCUAACAAUUGCCGUGGCAAGAUGAAUCAGCAAUCCGUACGGAAUAAAGGAGAAGUUGAAGGGAAGGCAAAAACAAACUAUUGUGAGGCUGUUAAACGCAAAGAUAGAGAGAGGGUUGUAAAGAAAAGAAAGACUGAAUACAAAAAUAAACAGAAAGAAAUGGAGAAAAAUGGUACUGUAAAUAAGCAUAAACAUGAAGAUCUUGGUGCAAGAGAGGAUCAGGUAGAUAAUCUUAUGCGCUCGGGUUUUCUUAAUGGGCAAAAGUUCACGUCUGACAAUGUAAAGAAACGGAAAGACUUCGACGCUAAUACUUCUCCAGAUGAACACAGUAUGACGAUGACUAAGAUACCGAGGGUGGCUCCUACCAAGGAUGAAGAAAUAUGCUGGCAUUCUCAGCGGAUCACACCUUAUAGUUCUACAGAACUACUUGACACAAACACUCGCGAGAUAGGCCGGCGUAAGUCUCAGGAUGGCUACAACAGUACCAUCAUUGGAUCCCGUUGUUCGGAGGAAGACAUAGCUUCAGUUUCUUCAUCUGGUUACAGGAGUAACAAAGGUUAUCUGGAGCAGGCUCACCCUGAUACCAAGUAUCUGAGCCAAUCGUACUCCAUACCUCCAGCUCAGGACUUCUCUGACUUCAUCGAUCAGGACUGGCUGUUGUCCCAGGAUUGUGGGGAACGGAUAACUGCGGCAUUUGGGGCUGCAGAAUCAGACCAAGUCUGGUCUGAUGCACAGAUAAUUGAUACUGCUGAUGUAAUUGCUUUGCCUUACGUUGUUCCAUUGUGAUGACACUCACAGCGAUACACGCGGUGAGUUGGCUACUGCAACUUGAGUUAUGAUAUGGAGGCUCAGAAUAUGGAUUCGCCUGAGUAGUUUUCUGCCUGCUGUACCGUACAUCAGAUUGUUUAGCUAGCUCACUCUCAACUUCUCAA